UGAAUUUGUUUUUCAUUUUAAACACACGUGUUUUUUAUUUCACAUUUUAUCUAAUUUAAGUGACAUGAUGGACGACGAAUUGCCAACUUCUAUUGAAUUAAAUAUAACUAAAAGUGGACCUAAAAGGCUUCAACAGACAGUUAAGAAGAAAGUGCGAGGUAAACGAGCAUUGAAUUUUGCUCCUCCAGUUGAUCAUGCCGCUAAAGCUGCAAACAAGAAAAACAAAAUACUCCUGGAUGAGUUCUAUAGUGGAAUUGAUUUGAAUGAAGCUUCCAAAAAGGUGAAAAAGGAUGACAAGAAGGAAGAGAAGCCCAUUAAAAAAGAAACUAAAUCUUCCAAUGAUUUUGAUGAGCUGGACGAGGAGUUCAAUCAAUUGAAAAAGAGAAAGAAUUUAAAAGGAAGAUCUGGUGAGAAAUUCACAAAGCCUGCCAAGGUUCCUGAACAUGACGACGUUGAUGAUGAUUUUUUUGAACGGGGACAAAAACGUAAAUACAAUGGUAAUUCACACGAAAAAUCUAACGUUUUUAAAGUUACUAAGGAUGGUAAAACAUUUGUACCUUCAUUGUUUUCGAAUAAUCCAGAGACGCCAAUCAUUAAUUUAAAAAAAGUAAAACCUGUUAAAGAAUUGCUCUUCUCGAAGAAAAAAUUUGCAGACUUCAAAGAUCUUCAUCCACAUCUAGUUUCUUGUCUCAAAAGUCGUUUGAACGUUGAAGAAAUGACAAGAGUGCAACAAUCAGCCAUUCCUCCAUUAGUUAGUGGAAAAGACUGUUUAAUCAAAUCAGCCACAGGAUCAGGUAAAACAUUAUCAUACCUUGUACCGAUUGUUCAGAAACUACAAUCUAUAGAACCCAAAUUGCAAAGAAGUGACGGGAUACAUUGUUUAAUAAUCGUACCAACGCGGGAACUCGUAGCUCAAUGUUUUAAUACUCUUGCUGAUCUCUGCAGGUCAUUCACAUGGUUGGUACCUGGAUGCUUAAUGGGUGGUGAAAAGAAAAAGUCGGAGAAAAGUCGAAUACGUAAAGGCAUAACAAUUUUAGUUUCAACACCUGGACGUUUAAUUGACCACAUGGAAACUACGAAAAAUUUGAAAUUCAAUAAAGUUCAAUAUUUUGUAAUCGACGAAGCUGAUCGCUUACAUGAGCAAGGUUUUGAGGAAUCACUUAGCAAAAUAAUUGAUCAUCUUAAAGACGAAUGUGAAACGCGGCCACAAUGUGUUCUACUCUCUGCAACAUUAUCCAGCAGUGUUCAAGAUCUUGCCGGAAUGACUCUUACCGACCCACAAUUGAUCGAUCUCUGUGAUUCGCAGGAUGACAUAGAAAAAUACGCUCUACCUCCACAGUUGGAUUUACAUUAUAUCGUUGUGCCUGCAAAACUACGUCUUAUAUCUCUUUGUUCAUUUAUAGUAGACCAGAUUUCAAAGAGAAAAUUGAAAGCACUGAUUUUCAUGUCAACUCAAGACUCUGUUGAUUUUCACCAUGGUAUAUUCACUAAACUCUUCUCACCUUUGCUAGAAAAAAGUCAACUGACACCAGUUAAAUUCUUUCGACUUCAUGGUAACAUGGAACAAAAAGAUCGAAUGUCAGUUUUUAAUUCUUUUCAAUCAAUUCCUGCUGGAAUCCUCCUAUGCACUGAUGUUGCUGCUCGUGGACUAGACUUGCCUCUAGUGGAUUGGAUCAUCCAAUACAGUUGUCCAUCCAAAAUUGGCGACUUUGUUCAUCGAGUUGGACGAACUGCUAGAAUUGGUGCUAAAGGAGAUGCUCUUCUUUUUCUACUUCCUGCAGAAACAGGAUUCUUGAAUCUUCUCCAAGAUGCGUUGCAAAUAAAUUUCAGUGAAACGUCUUUGGAAGAUUUAAUAAAAACUCUGUUGUUGGUUCGACUUGAAGGAAAAUUUUUAGGAACUCGCAAUCCUCGAGAAUAUGCAGCAAAAUUACAACAAGACUUGGAGAAAGCUCUUUACGAAGAUGAAUGUUUACUAAAUUUAGCCAAAAAGGCUUUUCUGGCCUUUUUGCGUGCUUAUGCUUCUUAUCCAAGAGAGACAAGAACUAAUCUUCCAUUCAAAGAGCUUCACAUUGGACAUAUAGCUACGAGUUUCCUGCUUCAUGACUCUCCUAAAGAUCUUGGUGCUGCAGCCUUCACAUAUAAACAAACCCAACUUAGAACGUAUCGUCGUCUUAACCCUUAUAAUAAAGAGUGCCGUGAUCCUAAACGUGGACUGCCCGUUGAAAUGAGAGCUUCCGAGUUUGAUAGUGGUAUAGCAUCAAAGAAGCGUAAAACUUGAUGCUAACAUUUGGCUAGAUAUCCUUUGUUUCUAAUUUUCCUGUUACUUUUGGAUUCCUUUCUGUGUUUAAUUUAAUUCUGACAAUUGAAUAAAUUAUAUUAUAAACAAA
Molecule: messenger RNA, 2387 nt
Organism: Tetranychus urticae (two-spotted spider mite)
Lineage: Eukaryota; Metazoa; Arthropoda; Arachnida; Trombidiformes; Tetranychidae
Product: ATP-dependent DNA helicase DDX31
Molecular function (GO): nucleic acid binding; ATP binding
Source: RefSeq, a predicted model, not a curated record